Cynoglossus semilaevis (tongue sole) is the source of this 2822-nucleotide messenger RNA. RefSeq names its product serine/threonine kinase 17b (apoptosis-inducing) (gene stk17b). Lineage: Eukaryota; Metazoa; Chordata; Actinopteri; Pleuronectiformes; Cynoglossidae. The coding region runs from base 476 to 1540 and encodes 354 amino acids. Gene Ontology annotation, molecular function: protein serine/threonine kinase activity; ATP binding. Gene Ontology annotation, biological process: positive regulation of apoptotic process; protein phosphorylation; intracellular signal transduction. The transcript has 7 exons. Gene Ontology annotation, cellular component: nucleus. The record is from RefSeq and is a predicted model, not a curated record.
CGCUGUCCGUCGGAUGUUAGCAGCUGUGUGACGUCCAACUGUUCAAACCUUCAACAGGCUUUUUUCAAAACUCGACACUGCACGGUGCGCGCAUGCGUGGAGCUGUGACGUGUCCACCGAGUGUCUGUCAAACAGGGAUGUGAAAUCACCCGAAACUCUGUGGAUUAACUUUGUUGAUGCCGACCCGUCGUGUUUCGUCGUGGAAUUGAACGAUGUCCGGAGAAACGAACCGGGACUAGAAAUCUGCACCGCUGCGAGGAAAGUGACUUUUAAAGCGCGGAGUGAUACUGGCGGUGAAGUUUAUCUGAGUCUGUACAAUAGCACGGUCACCGACCGAGGCCAGCAGUGACAUGGAGCCACUGUGUUAGCCACCGAGUCCGGCCUCACUGCUCCGUCCACCGUCCACUAACAGAGGAACAGUGCACCAGCGGCGGCGGCGGCGGCGGCAGCAGCCUGGUACCAGUGACCCGGUACCAUGUCUCGGAGGAGACUGGACAGCCGGAGCGGACUGCCGGCUGGACUGCUCAGCGACAUCCAGACUCCAAUCAGCACGGAGCCGCUGGAAAGUGUGUAUGAAAUCACCGGAGAGCUAGGCAGGGGGAAGUUUGCUGUGGUCAAACGCUGUGUGGAGAAGAGCUCAGGAAAAGUCUUUGCUGCUAAGUUUUUACGUAAAAGAAGAAGAGGUCGCGACUGUCGCUCAGAGGUCAUUCAUGAAAUGGCCGUCCUGGAGAUGAGCCACAACAACAACCGCGUGGUCAACCUGCACGCUGCCCACGAAACGGACCACGACAUCGUCCUAAUCCUGGAAUAUGCUGCGGGCGGAGAGAUUUUCGACCACUGUGUUUCUGACGAGCUGCUGCCAGAGGCUCAGAUCACCCGUCUGAUCAGACAGACCCUGGAGGGGGUCCACAACCUGCACCAAAGUAACCUGGUCCACCUGGACCUCAAGCCUCAGAACAUCCUCCUCACCGGCCUCUCUCCUCUAGGAGACAUCAAGAUCGUAGACUUCGGUCUGGCUCGGAGACUGGGGGCCGUGGGAGAACUCAGGGAGAUCUUGGGCACACCUGAAUAUGUGGCUCCUGAGGUCCUGAACUAUGAACCCAUCACUACAGCCACCGACCUGUGGAGUGUGGGGGUCAUCGCCUACAUGCUGGUGACGGGUGAGUCCCCUUUUGUCGGGGACGAUAAGCAGGAGACGUAUCUGAACGUGUCUCAGGUCAACGUGGACUACAGCAGGGAGAACUUCUCCAUGGUGUCAGAGCUGGCCGUGGACUUCAUCCGCAAACUGCUGGUCAAAGCCCCCGAAGACCGGCCCAGUGCAGCAGAGUGCAUGAGUCACCCGUGGCUGUGGCAGCUGUGUUUGAGCCCCGACCUCACGGCCCCCACCCGCCCGGUCCGGGAGAGGAGCUGUGGUAUAAAGUGGGCAGCACCCCCGGAGGAUCCAGAAGACAAGGAGAACUUCCUGGAGUCACCGCACUCCCACGCAAAGAGGUUUCGCUUUGAUGAGGAAAGCUCUACCCGGGGGGAAGGAGACUGUUAAAAAAGGGAGCGGGGGGGGGUGGGGCCGCGGCCGGGGGGGCAGAGGUAGAACAGGGCAGGUCUCCACCUCAGUUUUUAAAGUUUUUUUUUUUUUUUAAUCUUCACCAAACUACCAGCAACAGAACCUGUGUUUAUAAAGGACCAGUCAAACCAAAGAUGACCAGCAGGGGUCACCUGUGUGUCUGUUAAAGCAGGGUCUCUGACCUGGAGGAUUUUAAUGAAGGCCAUUCAUCAGUAAAUACAGGGAAAUCUAUGCAAAGCUGUAGAGCGGCAUCAUGGGAAAUAAAACCUGGUCCACAUGGACUGCACAGGUUUUGGUCCACAUGGACUGCACAGGUUUUGGUCCACAUGGACUGCACAUGUUUUGGUCCACAUGUCUGUGGUGUGGGUGUGUGUACAGGUUUAGGUCUGUGUUUUGUUCCCUUCACUCAUUCUCACUUUUUUCUCUAAUUCAUUUAUAAUCGUGACUGAGCAGACGUUUUAGGCAGAGGCUCAAGUUUUUGCCGCAACCCAGCGCCCUCUCAUGCUCACCGCUGGGAUAGGCUCUAGCACCCCUCCCCAAACCAAACCAUCCUCGUUGUUUCAUGUUAGCUGAAAGUGUGUGAGCAAACACUCAGGAACAUAGGUGUGUGUGUGUGUCACGCAUGAUGAUUACUUCAACACAGCUACAGCCUCGUAGUUAACCAUGGUGUUUGGUUAUAGCUGUGAUGUAAUAGGUGCUGUCAGUGAUGUCAUCAUCAGUCGACUCAGUGAUGUCAUCGUCGUACUGUACUGAUCUGAGCUCCGACCUGUUUGGACUCACUGACAAAAGGCCAGUGACUCAUCACAGAACACACCUGCCCCCGAGUCAAACCAUCCGCCCCGCCCCGCCCCACCCCCCCUUCACCCCUUAGCUCACAGUUCCUCUUUCUUCAACACGACCAGAGGAACGUGACUCAAACACUUCACUUUCACCAGGACUUGUUGUGAAACUUGUUUCUGCUUUUUCUCUUUGCCCCUGCAGACUCUUUGAUCUGUGUACAGAUGAAAGUCUUUUAGAAGAAUGUGUGUGUGUGUGUGUGUGUGUGUGUUAUGGGCUAGAUCUGUGUUUUUCUGUGAUUACCAGUGACCCAGUGUUGCCAAAGUUGCUGGUACGAACCAGACUUCGUGUUGCCGUCUGUGGACUUCCUGUUAGUGUUAACGCUGUGUUAGAAAUGAGAAAAUGAUUUUUUUAAGGUGCCUUCAAACGACCUGAUAUUUAAUUCCUAUAAAUGAACCAGCACACAUUUAUACAAGUUUUAAUU